CACAGGCCUCUGAUCAGCUGACCUGUUCUUGUUCUCUCAGCUGUCCUAGUAAACCUUCCCUCUGGUGGGUUGAACACCUCUGUUCCCACAGGGCUCUAACAUUUUUCUAUGCAACACACAGUAUAAAUGCAUCUAAAACAAUCUCUCAGGCUGCGUUCAGAAGAAAUGUUAAUGAGAAUAAUAACAAAAAGUCAAGGGAUUAUCACAGAAAGAAUAAGACUAUUACACAUCACUUCAUCAGCUAACCGAGGAGAUGAAGUCAUUGUUAGGAAGUGAUUACAUCAUAACCUCAGGAAGUAGAUGCUAUAUUCAUUUUUAAGACGCAGCGCAUCAGACAGUUUGACAUUUGAGAGUGUGAGACCAGGAGAGAAUCACGAUGGAUCAGAUCAGAUGGAUCAUGUCUUCAUUGCUGAUGCUGCUGGUUCAGUUCAGAGCAGCAGCUGGGACCUAUUCCUCCUCCACUGUCAGAGUUGGAGAUGAAGUCACUUUGUCUUGUUUGAAUGUGACAGAUGAUCAGGAUCAGUGUGACAGUACUGAAUGGACCUUCACUGGUUCAGGAAACAGACUAACGUUGUUUGAAACCAGGCACAUUCAGGAAGAAGCCAAAACUAAAUCAGACAGACUGAGGGUUACAGAGAACUGUUCUCUGGUUAUAAAGAAGGUCACAGAUGAGGAUGUUGGUCGUUACAUCUGCAGACAGUUCAGAUCAGGAGAUCUAGUUGGUGAAGAAGCAGUGGUUUAUCUGUCUGUUGUUACCAUGACUGAACAAAAGAACGAUGAUACGAUCACCUUGUUCUGCUCCGUGCUGACAUAUGGUGGGUGUGUACACACAGUGAAAUGGCUGUAUAAGGCUGAUAAGACUGGCAUGAAGACAACACAGCUGGACUGUUCAGGCACUGUGACAUUUACAACAUCUCAUCUUCAUCAGAAGUCAGGGUAUUACGAGUUAUUGAAAUGUGAAGUAACACAUGAUCAAGAUGUGCAGCUCUUCAGCUUCAUCCGUCCUCAGUCAUCCGGUGAGAAACCAGGCAGGUGGAGGGUCAUCGUCGUGUCUCUGGGUUUGGCAACACUCAUAACAAGUGUUGUGGUGGUCAACAUAUGGACAAGAGCUAAAGGAGCUGUGUCAUGAAGAUGAAGGUACAGUGACCUAUGAAAACGCUGCAGAGCCUUCUACUUCUGUCUGAAUCCACUGAUCAACAUCAUCAACCCACCACAGAGUCCUCUGCUGUUAAACAUCAUCUCAUCACGUUUUACACAAGUAGAUAACAAAAUGAUAUGUUGAUGGAUGAGUGAUGAUGUGUUUUCUGA
Molecule: messenger RNA, 1308 nt
Organism: Etheostoma cragini (Arkansas darter)
Lineage: Eukaryota; Metazoa; Chordata; Actinopteri; Perciformes; Percidae
Exons: 5
Coding region: 377-1129 (250 amino acids)
Biological process (GO): positive regulation of ERK1 and ERK2 cascade; interleukin-15-mediated signaling pathway; T cell activation
Cellular component (GO): membrane raft; external side of plasma membrane
Molecular function (GO): protein tyrosine kinase binding; MHC class II protein binding
Source: RefSeq, a predicted model, not a curated record